AUGGAAUUGGUCGAUAUAUCUUCUCCACGUAAAGAUUCUCUUAAUUCAGAAAAAAUCAAGCUUUUACUUCAGACAGAAAGUACAAAAUAUACAGUUAUUAAAAAAAAAUCAUCAACAGCAUCAUCAUCAUCAUUACCAUCUUGGUGGAGUUCUUUUGGUUAUCCUGCAAAAUCAGAUGAAAAUGCUAAAUAUCAGCGAAUAUUUGGAUAUGUUAGCUGCUUUAAAUGUUAUCAAACGUUUAUUUAUUCAGCUAAAAGUGGUACAACACGUCUAAGAGAACAUCAAAAUAAAUGUGCUAGAAUUAUUUCUUUAUCAUCUUCUUCAUCAUCGUCUUCUAUAAAUAUUGAUCAAUCGAACAUUUCAUCAUCAUCUUCUUCUAUUUUAAUUGAUCACUCUAUUGAUACUGCAUCAUCAAUACAAUCUACUCUUCCUCAACAUGGAUUCAGAACAUCGUUAAAAUUAAGUGAAACAGAUACUAAUAAUAUGAAAACAUUAUGUGCACAAUGGGUAUGCAUGGACCUACGUCCUUUUUCCAUGUUAGAUGAUUCUGGUUUUCGAGCUGUUGCUCAAGAACUUAUCCGUAUUGGACAUAAAUACGGAAUGAUUGAUGUUAAUGAAAUAUUAAGAAGUCGUCAUACAAUAGCACGUAGUAUUAAUGAUAUAGCUGCUACAUAUAGAGAACAUAUGAAACAAAAAUUAAUUGAACCACUUAAGUACCGUGCUAUUACAAUAUGUCCUGAUUUUUGGACAGACACGUACAAAAAUAUUUCUUACUUAGGAUUAAAUCUCACGAACGUCGAUGCACACUAUCAGUUUUUCUCCAUUGAUCUUUUUUGUCGGCCUUUUAUGGGUGUAAAAUCAGGUGAUUUAAUCGUGAAAAAGAAAAAAACAACAGAUCCAAUUUUAACAAUUGACAUUUCUAUUUCAUCAAACAAUAACACUUUACCACAGGCACAUAAAGAUGCUGUAUCAAGUUUUAAUGAUGGUCUUUCAAGUGAAGAAGAAUCUGGAGAUGAUGAAGAAGAUGUAUUACCAUCCUUGCCGAUGGUACGAAAAAGAAAAACAAAUGAUAAAGAACCAUUAUUGAGUAAAAAACCAGUUGAAGAUAUUCCUCGUGCAGCAAAGACUAUUCUUUUAACAAUAAAACAAUGUAAAAAGAUGGUCAAAUUUAUUAAACAGAGUGGAUCAAAUAAGGACAUCGAAAACUUAGGGGGAACAACAGUUCAUCAAGCUAUUGAUAUUCGAUGGAUAUCAAUUAUUGAUUCAUUACAGUCAAUAUUAAAAUCGUUUAAAAUCAUAAAAAAAAUUUUAAUUUACAAGCAACAACAUAAACUUAUUAUGAACAUCGACGAAAAGACAAUUAAACAAAUAUUAUUAUUAUUAAAACCAUUUAGAGAUGUUAUAAAAUUAAUUCAAACUGGUAAUUCACCAUCAUUAUAUAUGGUGUUAUUGUGUUUUCAAACGUUAAAAGAUGUUAUGAGUUCUUAUCAAUCGUUGUUGGAUUAUGAUAAAGUUCAUGGUGGUGAUGAAUCAAAAGAAGAUGUUGAUGAAACUGAUGAAGAUAUAUUAGAUGAAUUAGAAGGUAAAGAUACCAAAAGAAAUUCUAUGUCAAGACGAUUAUUUUGA
Molecule: messenger RNA, 1626 nt
Organism: Rotaria sp. Silwood2
Lineage: Eukaryota; Metazoa; Rotifera; Eurotatoria; Philodinida; Philodinidae
Source: the annotation of a GenBank genome assembly